Molecule: messenger RNA, 865 nt
Organism: Phanerochaete carnosa HHB-10118-sp
Lineage: Eukaryota; Fungi; Basidiomycota; Agaricomycetes; Polyporales; Phanerochaetaceae
Exons: 4
Coding region: 74-715 (213 amino acids)
Molecular function (GO): protein binding
Source: RefSeq, a predicted model, not a curated record
GGUUGACGUGGAACGCCUCUGUCGCGUGCUUCUGGACAUCGGCUCCAGAAAAGAACAAGCGCAACUCGUCACAAUGCGAACGACACAGAUGGAAAAAAUGGCCGCUAUCCAAGCCGAGCCGGCGAAAGACGUGCCUGUACACGACGGCAUCAAACACACGACAUGCGUCGUUGAAAACCCCAUCGCCUUCCUGAAGCCGGUCGCGGGGCUCAAGCGCGGCGGGACGCUACGCAUUCUGUCUCAGCAGCACUCCACAGUCGGGCGCGACGCGUCGAACGACUUUGUCAUCGAUCACCCGUUCGUAGCUGACGAACAUGCCGUGCUUGGUGCGAAGCAAGAUGGGACGGUCACGUUGCAACCCGCCCGGAACGAGCUGUUGGACACGCCCACCUAUGUCAAUGACAGGCUUGUCGCGCCUGACGAGCGCAUUGUGCUCGAGAGCAGAGACAUGGUCACCCUCGGUGCGAGGGGUUAUGGGCGCCCUGCGACCCAGAAUAUCGACGAUUUUGCUCCAAUCUCAGAAUACGUGUAUGUCGACAAAACGGAGUAUCUUCUGCGUGGCCGCCGUGCGUCUAUCCUGCAUGCAACCUCGCGGGGCCACAGCCACUCGCGUCCACGAGGCGGCUCGUGUGCCACUGGUCCGACGCAGUCGCGGUCAAGAGCGCGUGCAUCUUCGCUCAAGGGGUCGUACAGCCAGCGCGAAAUUCACCACUGACAUGCGGACCAGAUGUACGAUAGGCUAGCGAAUUAAGUAUAUACGAGUAAUGACAGUCAAUUGACAAUGUAGGUUUGGCUUCCGGUUUGGAUGGUGUGGGCCGUGAGAUAACCUAUGCGCAACACACUGCACUUGGGCAUCGAUGGUGGC